Molecule: messenger RNA, 1209 nt
Organism: Platichthys flesus (European flounder)
Lineage: Eukaryota; Metazoa; Chordata; Actinopteri; Pleuronectiformes; Pleuronectidae
Gene: morn3
Product: MORN repeat containing 3
Exons: 6
Coding region: 229-936 (235 amino acids)
Source: RefSeq, a predicted model, not a curated record
AACUCAAACCGGAAGACGAGUUUGAGUGUGAUUUUAAAAUAACUCUUAAUAUCAUUAAUUUUUUUAUUUUAACUGAGCCAUCCGGUAAACAUCUGUGUUGCUAGGAUACAGCUGCUAACUUAUUACCAGUGUUGGUUUGAUCCCGAAGCUUCACGACCUGAGUUGGUUUAGUCGAAGAAAGUAAACUCCAACACAACACCAAGGAUUUUCAGCAAGCUGCCUCCAGCCAUGCCGUUGGUCAAAACAUCUCAGAAGACACUGUCACUUUCGAAACUGUUGGAUAUGAAGUCACAGAAAUGUGGACUGCGGCACACAGUUUUCUCGGCCAAUGGGAAUGAAUACACUGGGGAGUGGCAGGACAACAACAAGCACGGAACGGGAAUUCAAGUUUGGAAGAAGUCUGGUGCUAUUUAUGAAGGAGAGUGGAGAUUUGGAAAACAGGAUGGAUACGGCACUUACAGUGUACUGCAGCCAGAAACAAAGAAGUAUGAGAGGAAGUACUUUGGAGAUUGGAAAAAUGGAAAGAAACAUGGGUACGGGAAAUACUUGUAUAGUAAUUCUGCUGUUUAUGAGGGGGAGUGGAGUGAGGACCAUCGGAGCGGCUGGGGGAGAAUGUGUUACGAGAAUGGAGAUGUCUACGAGGGAGAAUGGAUGGGGGAUAAGAGCCAUGGACAGGGCAUCAUAAGAUUUGCAAAUGGAAACUGGUAUGAAGGCGCGUGGCAAGAUGGCAUGAAGAACGGUAAUGGAAAGUUCAACUAUUCUGAUAAAGGCAGACUUUAUGAAGGCUUUUGGGUGGAUGGCGUAGCAAAAUGUGGGACCCUGUCGGAGAGGGAUGUAACACCAACUCCGAGCAAGUAUCAAAUUCCACAGAUCCAGCUGGUGGACAUGGAGUUGGUUUUGAGGGAAGCCCAGUCAACCUACGCUGAUCACUAUUGAUGAACAAGAUGAUCAAGAGGCAAGGAAGGGUAGAGGGCUCUGGCUUUACAAAAAGAAGCAAAGACAAGUGUGUAAGUCCAAUAAGUAUUCCACACAAGUCAAAAUGUGAUUAUGCAGCAUGCGUAAGGAGACAAGUGUUCUUUAAAAUAAUCCAGUGUCAGGAGAAUGACUGAAAGUUCACCAUCCAACAGGACUGGCACAGUUUGCUAUAAAGCAAAAGGACAAACAUAUGUGCUAAAUAUUGUGUAAUAAAACUACUCAGAAACUUCAAAA